AUGCUACCGCUUCCCUAUCCAAUCAACCCAGUUACAACUACUACUCAAAUGACGCUUCCCAUUCCAACAGUGACCAUUUCUUCGCCUGUUAUUCCAUCUACUUCAACUCCUUCAUUGACUUCUCAAACAUUGGCGAAUGCGUGGAAAUUGGGAAUUGCUCCGUCGCCUGCUUCCAAAUUUCUUCUUCCAACGACACAUGGAAUCAUGAAAAUGGUACAGAAAUUGUGA
Molecule: messenger RNA, 228 nt
Organism: Caenorhabditis remanei
Lineage: Eukaryota; Metazoa; Nematoda; Chromadorea; Rhabditida; Rhabditidae
Exons: 1
Coding region: 1-228 (75 amino acids)
Source: RefSeq, a predicted model, not a curated record